Molecule: messenger RNA, 2130 nt
Organism: Mercurialis annua (annual mercury)
Lineage: Eukaryota; Viridiplantae; Streptophyta; Magnoliopsida; Malpighiales; Euphorbiaceae
Product: protein FAR1-RELATED SEQUENCE 4-like
Exons: 4
Coding region: 1-2130 (709 amino acids)
Molecular function (GO): zinc ion binding; nucleic acid binding
Source: RefSeq, a predicted model, not a curated record
AUGGAAUCUGUACUUGUAAUGCUUCAACACAAUACAACAUAUUUAAAACUACUGGAAUCAAUAUAUAAUGAGCUGAAAUUGAACCUACAAGAACAAAAAAUUGAUAUCAAGUAUCAAGUUAAGGUUCAAUAUCCACCAUUAAAGAUUGUUGAUGAUUCGAGCUUCAAGUUUUACAUGGAAAUCAAGAAAAAUGAGAAAGACUUCACCAUAAAUGGACACAGAUACAUCUCCGAUAAACAGAUAGCAUACAGCUGCGAUACUUACUCAAAAAUAAGAAAGUAUGCUACUCUUCUUGCAAAGGACAGUGUUGAAACCAGCAACAUCAAGGAAAAAGAAAUAGACACAGAGGACAAGGAUGUACAAAUAGUGAGUGAUCCAGUACAAGAAAUUGAAUUGAAGGUUGGUCAAUCUUUCAAAAACAAGGCAGUUCUACAAACAUACAUGAGAUUUCAUGCAAUCCGUCAUCACUAUCAACAAAGGACACUAAAAUCAUGUCAAAGACAGCUUCUACUCAGGUGUAUCAAUGACACAUGCAAUUGGUAUCUGAAAGCUUCAAGCAGUGGAAAAACAAAUUUGUUCAUCAUUCGGAAUCUGAACAUGAAACACACAUGUCCUGUCGAUACAAGAUUUAACAGUCAAAGGCAAGCUUCAUCAUCGCACAUUGCUGAAUCCAUCAAGCAUAAAUUUCUUAAUGUUAAAUCAAAAUACACACCUACAGAUAUCAAAAAUGAUUUAGAGAUGAUCGAUGGGGUCAAGAUCAGCUAUAUGAUGGCUUAUAGAUCAAGAGAAAAGGCAUUCGAAAUGCUACGGGGCAAGCCAUCAGAAUCUUACAAGUUCCUACCAACGUUUCUAUAUAUGCAAGCAACGACAAAUCCAGGAACAUUAAUAGACAUCGAGGUAUCAGAAGACGAUUGCUUUUUAUAUGCUUUUACUGCUUUAAAUGCCGCAAUUAAAGGAUGGCAGCACUGCAGCCCCAUUAUGAUUGUUGACGGAACGUUCUUGAAAGCGGCAUAUGGCGGCACCCUUCUAGUUGCAACAGCCCAAGAUGCUGCAGGAAAGCUUUUUCCUUUAGCUUUUGCUAUUGUAGAUUCAGAAAAUGACAAAUCGUGGGAGUAUUUUUUCACACAAAUAAGAAAUGCAUUUGGCUGGAGAGAAGGUAUGUGUAUUGUAUCAGAUAGGCAUCUGAGCAUUGAUAAAGCUGCAGCGAAGGUUUAUCUAGAGGCUCAACAUUGUGUUUGCAUGUUUCACCUUCUGAAUAACAUCAAGAUGAAUUUCAAGAAAAAUGCAAAAAAUAUUAAAGAGCCAUUCUUUGCAGCAGCAAAAGCAUACACGGAGAACGACUUCAAUUAUCACAUGAAGGAACUAGAUGAACUAGAUGCACGAAUCAGGCCGUAUCUUGAAGGUAUCGGUAACAAAAGAUGGUCGAGGUUCUACGCUGAGAACAACAGGUAUAAGACAAUGACGUCUAACCCAGCCAAGUCAUUAAAUGCCGCACUAGUUCAUGCAAGAGAGCUGCCAGUUGCAACGCUCCUUAUGCACUUACAUGAUCUCCAACAAGAAUACUCCUAUAAACAUAGAAACAUUGCCCUCAACACUAUUACAAGGAUGAUGAAAAAACAUGAAGAUGUGCUAGCAAGAAACUAUGUGAAUUCACUCAAGUUGCAGAUAAAGCCAACUACAAAUGAAAUGUUCACAGUGAUGAGUAAUGGCGACAAAUACACAGUAGACAUGAAGAAAAGGACAUGCACUUGCAAAAGAUUUGAAACUGAUGAAAUACCAUGCCAACAUGCAGUCGUAAUUCUCAAUGAAAUGAACCGGGAUCCGUAUCAGUUUUGUUCAAAAUACUACAUGAAAGAAGCUAUGCUAGCAACAUAUAGUGAGACGGUAUUUCCAAUGGAAAAACAAGAUCAGUGGGUUAUACCACAAGAAGUACAAGACAUGAUUGUAUUACCGCCGCUACACAAGACAAAAAGCGGAAGGCCAAAAAAGCAAAGGUAUACAUCUAAAUGGGAAAAUAACAAGAAUACAAAGUGUACUAGAUGUGGAAAAAAAGGACACAAUCGAAAAACUUGUAGAAACGCGCCGAAAAGAAUCAAAAUACAGCAUGUAGUCAACAAAAACUUGUUUUAA